Molecule: messenger RNA, 919 nt
Organism: Olea europaea var. sylvestris
Lineage: Eukaryota; Viridiplantae; Streptophyta; Magnoliopsida; Lamiales; Oleaceae
Product: aspartyl protease AED3-like
Exons: 2
Biological process (GO): proteolysis
Molecular function (GO): aspartic-type endopeptidase activity
Source: RefSeq, a predicted model, not a curated record
ACUUCGCUCACUUCCUAUAAACAAUCAGUAGCUAGCCAUGAGGGCCCUUCUGCUGUCCUUAGCCAUUCUCUUCAUCCCCCUGGUUCAAGGGCUCAGCCCCAGCUGCAAUAUUCAAGACCAGGGCUCAACCCUCCAAGUCAUCAAUGUUAAUAGUCCAUGUUCCCCAUUCAGGCCUAAAACACCACUCUCAUGGCAAGACGCUGUCCUCCAGAUGCAAUCCAAGGACAAAGCCAGGCUCCAGUACUUGUCCAGCCUGGUUGCUCGCAAGUCCAUUGUCCCUAUUGCGUCCGGAAGGACGAUUACUCAGAACCCAACCUACAUUGUCAGGGCCAAAAUUGGAACCCCUCCUCAGAUCCUGCUCUUGGCUGUCGACACCAGCAAUGAUGCUGCUUGGGUUCCAUGCACUGGCUGCGUAGGCUGCUCCUCCACCGUCCCAGUGUUUGAUUCGGCGAAUUCUACCACUUUUAAGAGCGUGGAUUGCAGUGCAGACCAGUGCAAGCAGGUACCCAAUCCGACAUGUUUAGGCACCACAUGUGGCUUCAACAAGACUUAUGGUAGCUCCACCUUUUCCGCCAACCUCGUGCAGGAUACCCUCAUCCUGGCUACCGACCCCGUCCCAAGCUACGCCUUCGGCUGCAUUCAAACUGCCACAGGCAGCUCCUUGCCGGCACAGGGUUUAUUGGGGUUGGGCCGAGGCCCACUUUCUCUAUUGUCUCAAACAGAUAGUCUGUACAAGUCCACAUUCUCGUACUGCUUGCCCAGCUACAAAUCCACCAGUUUCAGUGGAUCACUAAGAUUGGGACCCAUCGGUCAGCCCAAGAACAUCAAAUAUACACAGUUGCUUAAAAAUCCAAGAAGAUCAUCACUCUAUUAUGUGAAUUUAAUGGCAAUUAAGGUUGGAAAUAAAGUUGUGGAUAUC